UCACAUUUACUUGCAAUACAAGAACACAACUUUAAAUUCCCUUUCCACACAAAACUACCAACACAUUCAAAUUCAUAGAUAUUUAAUUAAUCAAGAUGGCGGCGGAAGGCGGGUGGCCAUUGAUCGGCCGUCUAAAGAGGGCGGUGAAGAAGAUAACAUUUCUACUGAAUCUAAACGUUAACAGAUGGAAACUGGCGUCGAUGAUCGGGCGUUCAUCGAGCAAGAGGAGGCUGAGUUUCAAUGAUAGGCCCGGUCUGAGGGCAUUUAUGGAAGAAUCCGAGCCGAAUAACUGUGAUCAACCGGGUUCUUCUUCAAGGGAACUUCAGAGGACAACAAGUUAUCCAUCAGAAGAUGAUAUUGAUAAGAGAGCAGACAAAUUUAUUGCAAAUUUUCAUAAGCAGCUUCAGCUCGAAAGACAAAUUUCAUUGGAAUUGAAGUACUAUAGAGGAAACAGUUUUGAUUCUGCUUCUCCAUGAUACAUAAUAGACGGCCGAGAUCAGUUCUUGAUCUGCUGCAAAUUUUGAAAACACUUUCUUGGAAAAGAAAGAUUGUUGUUUGUUUAUGAUUCAUGAAAACCCUGAAUACCCAAGUAGAAGAUAUUUCAAUUUCAUGCAAAUGCUGCACAAAUUUCAUUUUUUUUCAUUUGUGUCCAAAAUUGUAAUGGAGACAUGGUUUUAGGAAACGAUCUCCUCUACAAGUAUAAAAAUUUGGUGGUAAAAAAUGUACCUUUUUUUUUUUU
Olea europaea var. sylvestris is the source of this 739-nucleotide messenger RNA. RefSeq lists its product as uncharacterized. The record is from RefSeq and is a predicted model, not a curated record. The coding region runs from base 96 to 476 and encodes 126 amino acids. The transcript has a single exon. NCBI's taxonomy places the organism in Eukaryota, Viridiplantae, Streptophyta, Magnoliopsida, Lamiales, Oleaceae.